AUGGAUAUACACACAAGCGUUGCGAACUACAAGUUCAAUUUUAGCGUUGAGAUCAUCCCUAUCUGCAAGGACGAUCUGGUUGCUUUACCGAUUAAGCUGGCCCGCUCGUUGUCUGACAUAAGCCCGCUCGCUAUCUGUAACCGGGUAGGCACGUCUAUCAAUCUUUUGGACCCUUGCACCCUGCGGACAACCGAUCUUCCUACUAGCACUUACUGGCGCCAGCCAUUCCCGAAUCUUGCGGAUACCACCGAGCUGAGGGAAUUUAUCGUCUUAGACAUUGAAUCCACCGGCCACUCUAAUGGUCGGUACCUCCUAUCUGAGGCCACAGUUGCUCGUGCUUCGGAUCUAGGAUCCAACGAUAUCACCUAUUUCACACGGACUCACCUCGGUGGUGUUCUACACGUGGGUGAUUCUGUUCUCGGGUACCAUUUGUCAGGAACCCAGUUCAACAAUGAUCAAUUCGAAGCAAUUGAGAACAGCAACCAGUACAGCUCAACAAUUCCGGAUGUGGUCCUUAUCAAGAAGCACUAUGUCCGCAGCAAGAAGUCCAAGGCCCGCAGCUGGCGUUUGAAGCGCAUGGCUCGCGAGCACGAAGAGGAGGCGACUGCCGCUGUGGUCAACGUUCCCACAAGCAAGCGCCAGGAGCAGGAGCAGGCUAGGAUGGAACAAGAUUACGAAAUGUUCUUGCGUGACGUUGAAGAAGAUCAGGAACUGCGUCAAACCCUCGAUCUGUACAAAAACCGCCAGUACCAGGUCAGGGCAGACCAGAUGGAUGAGGAUGGUGAUGAUGACAUGGACGAGGAUGGACAAGCCUUGCCGAAAAUCAACAUGGAUGAGCUGCUUGAUGACUUUGAUGAGUUGAACAUGGAGGACAACGAGUAG
Penicillium digitatum Pd1 is the source of this 882-nucleotide messenger RNA. RefSeq names its product ribosome-binding protein NMD3. Lineage: Eukaryota; Fungi; Ascomycota; Eurotiomycetes; Eurotiales; Aspergillaceae. Gene Ontology annotation, cellular component: nucleus; cytoplasm. Gene Ontology annotation, biological process: ribosomal large subunit export from nucleus. The record is from RefSeq and is a predicted model, not a curated record. Gene Ontology annotation, molecular function: ribosomal large subunit binding.